AUGUCUGAAAUUAGGUGGUCCAAGCUUCACAGUUUAAUCCACGAUGCACCAAGUGACUCAGGAGAGUACAUUACUAUAAUUGAUUCACUUAAUGACCUAAUCAAAGAAACCACAAUAGAAGAUAGAAGAAAUGAAAUCGCCAGCUCGAAAGAUAUCUUCUUCCAACUUCGAGAAUCAGCUAUACUUGGAAAAUCUGUUGAUUUGAAACAAGCUUGCAGUAGCCAGUAUAUGAGAAUUGUUAAAGGAAUUGUAAUAAUAGCGAGGAAUCUUUCAGUUGCAAAUCAGGUUAUACCUCAAAAUAUUCUACUACCUAACACAUUCCUGGCAUGGUAUUUAUCCAUUUCCAGACAAACUGUGUGUACGCCUGGUGAUUUGAAGCAAUUAUAUGGUCUAGUAUGUCAAUUUUACUUCAAUUGCACCCGAACUAAUGUUGUCUUUGAUGAGAGCUGUUUUGAUGAUCAUAUGAAUUUCAUGGUAGAAAUGCUGCGGUUUAUUGAUGAUGAUGGCAUUGUUAAUGCGUACUCUCUGUGGCUCUCAAAUAUAAUGAAAAGUGAUGCAUUCAUCUCAUCUUUACUCAAUGAUAUUAGAUCUUUGGAAGUUAUCGACAAACUACUACUGCGGGGAAUAAUUGCACAGAAAACUGAGAUUGACUUGCUCGUUGAAGAGGAAGAUGAGGAUAAAAAUCUUUCUUCCUUAGCUACUAUUCAACUAAAAAUAUUAAAACAGUUAGUAACACAUGAAUGCUUCGGGUCUUAUAUGAAAACCUUACGAAAAGAAUAUGGUUUUGCUUCUUUCAACAAAAUGUUCAAGAUUGUCACAAUGUUGGUGACCAGUUCAGAAAGAUGGGACCUUUAUCAGUUGACUGCAAUUCUAAGCUGGACUUUUGAUAUUUUCGAAGAAUAUACAUAUCUAGUGGAUGCUUUCUUUAAAUCAGAGUCCACUCCAGAAGCAACUGAUGCCGGCCCACUUUUUGCGAUAUUGUCCUCGGUUCUUGAUAUUCUAACUACACUUGCAAAAUACCAACAUGCACAGAAAUACAUGAUUUCUUAUGAUGGGGUGCAUAAAAUAAUAAAACUCUUUGAUAUCUUGGAGCGCAAUUGUUUGAAAAUUCAUUUUAACAAAUCUUCUGGGGCCAAAAAUGUAGAUUCUUCUGCUCACCCCGUAAGGGCUACCGAUCAUGUUGGAAACGUUAUAACUGAUGCUGUGAUUCUCAAGAAAAGAAUCCAUAACAAUAGGAUUAACGACUCUAACUUCCCCGGUAUCAAGUGCUUUUUGGUUGAAUUGUUGGGGUUUAUGUCGUAUGAACAGAAAGACGUACAAGACUCUGUCAGGGAACUGCAUGGUCUAGAACUUGUUCUUUCAAACUGUAUUAUUGAUGACAAUAAUCCCUUUAUCAAAGAAAGAUGUAUCAUCUGUAUCAGAUAUCUUCUUGCGAAUAACAGCACGAAUCAAGAGUUUAUCUCACAACUUGAGGCUAAGAAAGCUGUCGAUGGAGAUGUUUUGAAAAAAGCAGGAUACAAAGUGGAUAUAGAUGGUAAGGGAAACAUCAAACUUACCGCAGACAAAAGGAAUGCUGCGUCGGAAGAACAACUGUUUGAAGACGUUCAGAAGUAG
Molecule: messenger RNA, 1614 nt
Organism: Kluyveromyces lactis
Lineage: Eukaryota; Fungi; Ascomycota; Saccharomycetes; Saccharomycetales; Saccharomycetaceae
Gene: CTR86
Product: Ctr86p
Exons: 1
Coding region: 1-1614 (537 amino acids)
Cellular component (GO): cytosol
Source: RefSeq, a predicted model, not a curated record